Corticium candelabrum is the source of this 1426-nucleotide messenger RNA. RefSeq lists its product as uncharacterized. Bases 40 to 546 code for a protein of 168 amino acids. NCBI's taxonomy places the organism in Eukaryota, Metazoa, Porifera, Homoscleromorpha, Homosclerophorida, Plakinidae. The record is from RefSeq and is a predicted model, not a curated record. The transcript is spliced from 11 exons.
UGUUCGAAGAUUGGCCUAGAAUUUCUACUGUACAGAUCUAUGCCUUAUCCUCAUCACUGUCGUCGAAUUGAUUUUGCCGAACACUUUCCGCUAGAUCGAAUGUCACGCAAAUCAAGACAUUCUGGCGAAGGAUUAUCGUCUGCUAGCAAAAAGAGAAAAGACCAAGCCAGAAAACAUAACAAUGUGAUCUUUUACUUUGCUGCUGGCUUUAGUCCAACACCAUGGUCAAUGCGGAAGCUUAUGAGUGAUUUGGAUUUAAAUUUGGCAUUCUCACAGCAACAGUGCACAGAUUGGUUUUGUCAUUACACAGAGUCAAAAGAUACAGGAAUGAUUGGUCCAGAAGGAGUUGAACGUCUUUGCCAUGAACUGGAAAUUGCACCAGAAGAUGAUCAGUUUCUGAAGCAUUUUCUGUUACCAACGGAGUCAAGCAAGAAGGCAGGAAUAAACAUUCAGUACAGGGUGUUUUCAAUCUUUGGUGUAAAACUGAAAUCAGAAUUAUCAGAAAUGAGUCUGCUGAUUGCUUUGGGUUGUCAAAUAGUCUUUUAGAAGACAAAAGAGCUGCUUCAGGAAUCAUUGUUUUUGGUGAUGAUACCAUAAAUGAGGACAUCUCACGCAGAAUAUCAAAAACUAGUUCUGGUUUGGAAACUUUUACAUCGAUUGUGGAAGCAACACGAUAUCAAGAUCCAUACCAAGGUGGCAGUGUACAAGCCUUGCAUCUUACCCAUCUUGUUAUGCAGUUGUGAAGCACCUUUUCGGCUCCUAUAUCAACAACUGGACAGCUUCCACUUAUGUUGCAUUACAUCUAUCUGUGGUAUAUACUGGGAAGACAAAAUCUCUAACAUGCACGUUUUGUCAAAGCAAACAUUUGUAGAAUUGAAUUCUAUCUGACUAAAUUACAGCUCAGAUUUGCUGGACAUUUAACUCAUGUGUCAGAUACAAGAAUUUCAAAGCAACUCUGGACAGCCUGAUAAAGGGAAACACCAUCAUGUUAUGCUACAAAUAUAUAUCUUGAAGACCAAUCUGAAGAAGUGUUUUUUGUGUUUAUCUGGUGCUGAUCUAGAAGAGCAACUAGCCAUUAAGUUUUGACAAAGCAGUGUCAUGACUGGUUUCAGUGGACUACCAUCGUUUGUGAAAUUUGCUGUGAAUUCAGUUAGAGCACUUUGUCACACAAGGUCAGUUUCAAGAAAAUUGAAAACGACAGAGUUUGAUUUCUGCUUUUGAUGUGGUUGUCAUGCUAAUUCUAGCAUGGAAGAUGAAUGCACAAAGAAUGGGAUAUUUCUCCCUGGAGGAAUGGACAAGAGGGAUGACUGAUCUUAAGUGUGAUUGUAUCGAAAAGUUGAAAGAAAAGCUACCUGAACUUCAAGCUUGCAUUCAUGAUCCAGAUGUUUUCAAGAGCUUAUAUCGUUAUGGCUUUGAUUUUUCCAAG